AUUCCAUAGGUGAAAAAAUAUCUUACGGAAAAAAACCCUAAAUGUCCGAAUGAUCAUCCAGGAGAACAACUUAUGAAAUAUCUUACGGUGUUCCCGCGUUCUGUAACCUCACUAGUCACUACUACACUACUUCUUUGAAACCCUUAUUUUCUCAAUCUAAGAACCCGUAAACACUUCUAGUCAAAAUCCAACCAAUAACAAAAAAAAUCGGAUACCUCAUUUCUCCGAAAUGGUAAAGGAAAAUCUUUCUGAAUCAGAAUCUGAUGGAAACUCUAGUAAAUCGAGUUCCGAAGAGGUCGAAGAAUUUACAGAUAAUGAUGAUGACGAUAAUGAGAAAGGGAAUGAUGGAAUGACAGAAUAUGAGAAGCAGAGAUUGUCCAGGAUUCAAGAGAAUAGGGCAAGAUUGGAAGCUUUACGGUUACCAAAUCUCGCUGCUACUUUAUCUUCUGGUUCCAAAGGGAAAAUAAAACAACAUGAACAGAAAAAGGGGAAAGUAGGGAAGAAAAGCAAAAAGGAUGAUGAUGAUGAUUAUGUACAACCAUCUGAUAGCGAAGAAGAAAUUAGGGUUAGUUCUUCUUAUUCUACAAGCGGAGAAGACUCGAACGAAGAAGAAUUUAAUCAAAUUAACAAAGCUGGUAGUUCCCGUUCUCGUCGUCCUAAGGGAAAAAACAUACACUCUCCAAAAAGGAGAAAAGGUAAGAAACAACUUCGGCGGAAGAAGAAGAAUAUAAGUGAAUCAGAUUUCAUUUGUGAUGAGGAAAAAGCUCUAAUGCAGGCGAUUGCUCUUUCGCUUGAGGGCUCAGAAGCUGUGAAUCAAGAGCCUCUUCAGUAUUCUAAAACAAAGGCUGAUGCUGAUCUAACUAAAAGAAAAGGUGGAGGCAAAGUCAAGGAAAAUGAUGAAAGGAGAAAAAGAAUAAAGCCGAAUACGAGCCGGGUGCAGAUGACGGAGGAUCAGGUGAUCAUUCGCUUCUUUCAGUUUGAUGAAGCGGGGAAAGGGAGUAUAACUAAAAGAGAUUUGCAAAGAGUAGCAACUGAACAUGAUUUUUCAUGGUCCGAUGAGGAGAUGGCUGCUAUGAUUCAUUGCUUUGAUAGUGAUGGAGAUGGAAAGCUAAGUCUUGAAGAUUUUCGAAAAAUUACGUACCGAUGCAAUUUAGUACAAAGCCAUGCAAAUUCUUCGAUUGUCUGAAGACACGUAUCCAGUAGGAAGCACAUGAGCUUGAAAUGAGUGGUACGUGUACAGCUAAUUCUGUAUACUUAUUUCCAUCGUAUUGUGGUUCUCUUUCUUUCUGUAGUGUUAUCUACUUUUGUUUUAAUUUAAACUGGAUUCUUAUGUAUAAAUUAUACAAAAAUUGAUCUGUUAGAAUUGCAAAGCGUAGGGUGAAUUGGUUGCGUAAGGGUGACUUUUGUGGUUUUAACUAUGGCCUUCAAAUGGUUUUGAAUCGAGACAAUUUUAUUAA
Papaver somniferum (opium poppy) is the source of this 1457-nucleotide messenger RNA. RefSeq lists its product as uncharacterized. The record is from RefSeq and is a predicted model, not a curated record. Bases 230 to 1186 code for a protein of 318 amino acids. Gene Ontology annotation, molecular function: calcium ion binding. The transcript is spliced from 6 exons. Lineage: Eukaryota; Viridiplantae; Streptophyta; Magnoliopsida; Ranunculales; Papaveraceae.